AUGCCAUGCGACUGCUGUAACCCUGACAUGUACUGCUGCGACAAUCCUUCGUGCGCCUACAACAAGCCGAGAGAGGGCUACGGCGACAACGUCGUUGGUAGUUUUCAUAACCAUUCCACCUCCUGGUGUGGGGACCUCGAGUCUCAAGAGAGCGAGCAGCCUGGAGACAGCCACAAGGAGCUGAUCAACCAGAUAUUGCCGACAGCGUCUCAAGACAGGGCAGACCGUCCCAUACAGACCGGCGAGACUCAACCCGGUCGGCUGCCCGAACAGACCCAACUGGCAGAACCCCGAGGCGAUACCCUCGAUAUUGAUUCUCUGCGUGAGAGGCUUGGUCUCCUGGAGAUCAGCGUUGCUGACACCGAUCGAAGACCAACAAACCACAGACAAACCAAAGGUGAAGCAGCCCGAAAACUUGUUAAUUCCAGAACCAAGCGUGAUGCGUUGCUCGAUGUCCACGGAGACAGCCAGAACGAGGUCAUGGCAGAGCCCACCCAACAGGUCACCGGCCUCAAGGAGGGCUUCGCAAAGGUUGUAGAGGAUCCGAUGCAACAGCAGUUGAAAGGUCCGAUGCGCCGCACGAAAGGAUCCUUGAGUGAUGAGGCGGACAUUCUUCGCGCAGAUCUUGAACAGCAUACACGUAUGACUGCCGCUUCCGAGAACCACGUUGCCAGACUCAAGUUGGACGUAGCUCAUCGUGAUGAAAGAAUCAGCCAACUCGAGGAUGAGCUCGAAAAGAUCAAGAUUUCUAGUGAGAAGCGCAUGAUUGCUCAAUACCAGGAUCUUCAACCGACGAUUAUGGAGUUGAGAGAUGAGCUACAGCUAAAGGAAGAGGAAUUGGGCGCCCAGGGGGAGCAGAUCAAGAGGCAGAGCGAUAUCAUCGAAAACCAGAACGAAGAGAUUGCUUACCUCCAGCACACAGCCGAUAACCUCGACGACGAGCUAGACAAGGUGCAUGCGAAUAAUGCCAAUCUCGCGCAGGCCAUGACAGCUGAGACCAGCAAACUGAAAGAUAAGUUCGCAUGCAUGACGGAAGAGACCUCGAAGCUGCAGGAUCAGCUCAAGGUCAAGGACUCUGUUAUUGGUAUGCUGGCCGAGAUCACCAAGGCUUCCCGAUUGGACCCUGGCACAGACUUGUGUGUGGUGGGAUACCAAGUGGACCAGAUCGUCCAGCAGGCUCUCGAUUCCCAGCAAUCGCCUUGCCAUUCAAUGAGGGAUGACACCUUGGGCAGGAUGACCAAAGAACUUAUUGCGGCAAGUGCGCAGGUCACCAGACUGGAACAAGACCUUGAGGACAAGAAGCUGCUCGAAGAACGGCUGCAGGGGGCCCAGAAGGCACAAUCGUCCUUGCAGAACCAACUCCAGAGGACCAUCACCGGACGCGACGAAACCGAGGCCACCAUGAAAGGCGACAUCGCCCAGAUCACCAAGAAGCACGAGCAGUCCCUGGCGGCCAUGCAGAUCAAGGACUUCCGGAUCAACCACCUCCUGGGCCAGAUCGGGACGCAGGCCCACGCACUGGAGAACGCCCAACGAACGUACUGGGGCUUCAUGGUCGCGGCCAAAGCCCACGUCGACGGGCUGGAGCAGAAGGCGGCCCGCCUGGCCAAGCAGGCCGCCGCCGCCGAGCGCGAGCUUGCCGCCACCGCGCAGACGCUGUCGCAGCAGCGCGACGCCAACCGCCAGCUCUCGCAGCAGGCCCAGCAGAAGGCCGGCCUCGCCCGCCUCAAGUACGUCGAGGCCUGCCGCCUGACGGGCCAGAACGCCGAGCUCGAGGCUGCCGUUGCCGAGCUGCGCGGCCAGAGCGCGGCCCUGGCUGAGGAGGUGUGGCGGCUCCGGGCGGGCGUCGAGCUUGUCGACGCCACUGCCUCCGAAGAGGAGGGGGGCGAAGAGGACUCGGAGGACCUGGAAGUCCGGGACGAGAGCGAGACCGAGGACGAGGAUGAGGUUGGCGAUGAGGAUCAGUGCCAUGGCUCGGAGCAGCCCGGCUUCGAGCUCGUCGAGCUGGCGGGUGCAGAGCACGGUGGCAGCCAGGACGAGGUCCUCGGCGAGGCGCCCGAGAUCCUGCGCAACCCAAUCAGUGAGGUGGUCGGUUUCGACGGCCCGCGCGGCAACGCCGUGUCCCUAGAUCCCGAGAUUGGCGGGCGUAGGGGCCCUUUCUUUAUUCUCUAG
Neoarthrinium moseri is the source of this 2172-nucleotide messenger RNA. RefSeq lists its product as uncharacterized. Lineage: Eukaryota; Fungi; Ascomycota; Sordariomycetes; Amphisphaeriales; Apiosporaceae. The transcript has a single exon. The coding region runs from base 1 to 2172 and encodes 723 amino acids. The record is from RefSeq and is a predicted model, not a curated record.